This is a messenger RNA of Penicillium malachiteum, 453 nucleotides long. RefSeq lists its product as uncharacterized. The record is from RefSeq and is a predicted model, not a curated record. NCBI's taxonomy places the organism in Eukaryota, Fungi, Ascomycota, Eurotiomycetes, Eurotiales, Aspergillaceae. Bases 1 to 453 code for a protein of 150 amino acids. The transcript has a single exon.
AUGAUUCAUGAACAGAUCUAUAGAGCAGAGAGGCAGCGGCUUGAAAAACCUAGGUCAUAUAAUCGCACUGCCUCCGAGACAGGUUACCCUCCUAUUACUAUCACAAACGUCCUUCUACCACAAACACCUCAGGCAACAGGGUCAUAUAUGUCUUUGCCGCCAGACACUACUACAACCCCCUCAGCAGACCUCCCUGGCCUUCAUAUUUCGGGACUUCUGGACGUUGCGGUAAGGGAAUAUAGUACCUGGCAGCAGUCACGAAUGAGUGAUGAGGUAUUGAAAGCCGAGGUCAAAAAGGCAUGCGAUGUAGCUCUAGACGAUGGACUAAAUCUGGCACAAAUUGAUGAAGAUAAAAGCCCAGAUUACUUCACGAAGCGAGGUGUCAAGUGGGGCAUUGCUCGGCGCUUCGUUAGUGACAUUAGGUUCUGGGCCGAGAAUGUGAUGGUUAUAUGA